Olea europaea var. sylvestris is the source of this 2398-nucleotide messenger RNA. Its product is annotated as probable folate-biopterin transporter 2. The transcript is spliced from 5 exons. Lineage: Eukaryota; Viridiplantae; Streptophyta; Magnoliopsida; Lamiales; Oleaceae. Bases 550 to 2052 code for a protein of 500 amino acids. Gene Ontology annotation, cellular component: membrane. The record is from RefSeq and is a predicted model, not a curated record.
GUCAAAGAGAUGCCUCGUUUUUUCUUCCUGCAAUUAUUAUCUUCAACUUGUAAUUUGCCUCUCCCUCCCGCUUGCACUCUUGGAUUAGGUGAUAAGUUAUACCUUCUUGAUGUAGACAGGUGAUAUUAUUAACUUAUUUUAAUCUGUAUUAAAAUCCCUUCAACCUGCUGCCUUGAAAUCUACUCCUUAAAUAGACAUUAUUUUCCACAUGUUGGAGAGAGAAUCUUGAUUAAACAUUUGGAUUUAAGGCAAUGUCUGCCAAUCUUUAAGACAAUUUUGUGCUCUUCUGGUUAAAUCUUUAGCUUAGAAACAGAGUUAUCAGAUCAAAAACAUGGUUUUGGCUAAGAAUCCUUCUGACACGUUUUACUUGAUUUUUCGAACAAGAACCAGAUGAUACAGUUUACUCGUGUUCACUUUUCAUAGGGGUUUCAAGAUGAAUCAAGAUCCCUCUACUUUUCUAAGACAUUUUUUCAGAAAUCUGUAGAAACCGUAGGGUUUAGAUCUGGAUUCUUAUUGGUUUUGUAGUGGAAUUUCUUAAGAUUUUGUUUUAUGAGAAAAAUGGGGGAGGAAGAGACUAUUCCAAUUCACAAAGAGGAAGUUGAAGAAAAUCAUCAGCCCAAGAAUGGGAUCUAUAAUGCUAUUUUCACACCAGUUUAUUGGGUCAAAAUGCUUGCUUUGGAAUUGCACUGGAGUUUUGUAUUUGGGGUAGUGAUUGUUUAUGGAAUCAGCCAAGGACUUGGGGGAGCUCUUGCUCGGGUGGGCACACAGUAUUACAUGAAAGAUGUGCAAAAAGUGCAACCUUCUGAGGCUCAAGUUUACUCUGGAAUCACUUCCAUUCCUUGGAUAGUUAAACCUUUAUGGGGUCUUCUCACUGAUGUUGUUCCCAUUUUGGGGUAUCAUCGGAGACCAUAUUUCCUUUUCGCCGGUUUUCUUGGUGUGAUCUCCAUGCUCUUCUUAUCAUUGCAUGAGAAGCUGCAUAUAAUACUUACACUAAUGGCACUGACGGCAGCAAGUGCAAGUGUUGCCAUUGCUGAUGUGACUGUUGAUGCAUGUGUGGCACAGAACAGUAGUAACCAUCCAUCCCUUGCAGCCGACAUGCAAAGCUUAUGUGCAUUGAGUGCUUCAAUUGGGUCGCUCGUGGGAUUCUCUUUAAGUGGUAUCUUUGUUCACUUAAUUGGUCCACAGGGGGUGUUUGGCUUGUUGGCUAUACCAGCUGGACUUGUGUUGUUAGUUGGUGUUUUGCUUAGGGAAAAUCGGACAUCGAGCUUUGCAUAUCAGCAGAUCAACCAGAACUUUCUUGAUGCUGGUAAGGCUAUGUGGAAGACCCUGAAAUGCCCAGAAGUGUGGAGGCCGUGUUUAUACAUGUACUUGUCAUUCUCAAUGAGUUUAAAUAUCUCCGAAGGAAUGUUCUACUGGGCAACAGAUUCAAAGGCAGGCCCAUUAUUUUCUCAGGAAAUCAUUGGCUAUAUGAUGGCGAUUGGCUCCGUAGGCUCUCUAUUGGGAGCUAUACUAUAUCAAUAUGGAUUAAAGGAUUAUCCAUUUCGUGAUCUACUCUUCUGGACUCAGAUACUAUUAUGUCUCUCAGGAAUGCUUGAUUUGCUACUGGUGCUACGGGUGAACUUAAAAUUAGGGAUACCAGACUUUUUAUUCGUGGUGAUUGAUGCAAGUGUUUCUUCCAUGAUCGGACGACUCAAAUGGAUGCCACUUCUUGUUCUAAGUUCGAAACUCUGCCCCCGGGGCAUUGAAGGAACCUUUUUUGCAUUGCUCAUGUCAAUUGAUAAUGCGGGACUUCUUACAUCGUCAUGGUUUGGAGGCUUGUUACUUCACAUUUUGAAAGUUACUAGGACACAAUUCGAUAACUUGUGGGUAGCCGUUUUGAUAAGGAAUAUAUUGAGGAUUAGCCCGCUUUGUUUACUAUUUUUGGUGGCAAGAACUGAUCCUAACUCCUCUAUUCUCCCUGGAGAAGUUUUGGAUUCAAAAGAGGUUGCUGAAACUUCAACAUCUGAGAAUAUCGAGCUUGUUGCCCUUGUGAACAGCGAGGAUAGUAGAUAGCAUUACUUUACAUAAUCAAUACGAAGAAAUUCAAAAAACAAGACUCAUAUAACAUUUCAACACGAGAAUAUAUGAAAAGGAUUCAGCAGUACUUCUUCGAGUUGAAUGCUGAUUUGAGCAAGUGCUUCCUUUUGUACGUACAUUUAUUUUUUUAUAUGAUUAUAGAUGUUCUUCAUCUCACUUCAAUUAUUUUGCAAACGAUGUAUGGAAUAGAGGUCGUCGCAUAAAGGACACGUGUUAGUUAACAUGUAUUUAUCUUUAGGUUUACAGAUUGCUUAUUUGCAAUAUUCAUGACAGUAAGUACUGUACAGAAACUGAAAUGGCUAAGGUUUAUCAUUCUCUGUCU